Diabrotica virgifera virgifera (western corn rootworm) is the source of this 2137-nucleotide messenger RNA. RefSeq names its product thyrotroph embryonic factor-like. Bases 141 to 1043 code for a protein of 300 amino acids. The record is from RefSeq and is a predicted model, not a curated record. Gene Ontology annotation, cellular component: nucleus. NCBI's taxonomy places the organism in Eukaryota, Metazoa, Arthropoda, Insecta, Coleoptera, Chrysomelidae. Gene Ontology annotation, molecular function: DNA-binding transcription factor activity, RNA polymerase II-specific; RNA polymerase II cis-regulatory region sequence-specific DNA binding. The transcript is spliced from 5 exons. Gene Ontology annotation, biological process: regulation of transcription by RNA polymerase II.
CCAGUUACUCUGUUUUCGUACUGUAAAGAACCGCUCUGUGGCCGUGUUGUGUAAAAUAGUGUAGAAGUCGUACCGAGAGUGAUAAAAUUAAGUGUAAGGGUGUGAAAUAAAACCAGGACUCGGAUUAGCAUGUGCCAGGCAUGAGUUUUGUUAUCACAACGAAGGAAAUGGAAUACCAACUGCCCGCCCCCCCGAUCAGUACUACGACUCCAGCGCCCCUGGGCCACCAAGUACCGGUCGGGGUGAUGCAGGGUACUUUGACGCACGUCCAAACGACCCAGCAGGACGAAUCGCACAGGUGGACGCAGUACCAGCAGCUGUGGAGACAGCACGUUUACAUGAACGGAAACAGUAAACCACCCCAUCCGCACAGUCAUGGCCACACAACGAUCAAAGAUUUAACAGGAAAUAUAUUAGGAGAUGACAAAACUAAAGACGAUGGAGAGCUCUGGAACACAGUCGAAGCACAAACAGCUUUCCUCGGUCCAAAUCUUUGGGAUAAGACUUAUGAAACGGAUUUAAAGUACGUUGAUUUGGAUGAAUUCCUGUCAGAAAAUGGAGUUUCGAUGGACGGGCUAGGUAGUCAUGGCUCAUUAGGACCUUUAAACAGUUCUCAACCUUUACCAAAAAGAGAAAGGUCACCUAGUCCCAGUGAUUGCAUGAGUCCUGACACUAUGAACCCCCCCUCACCUGCCGACUCCAAUUUUUCUGAAGCUUUAUCUAUGGCUUCGAGUUGUCGAGACUUCGAUCCAAGGAAGAAAGUAUUUUCAGAUGAAGACCUGAAACCACAACCACUCAUCAAAAAGUCCCGCAAACAAUUUGUCCCAGACGACCUUAAAGAUGACAAAUAUUGGGCGAGACGAAGGAAGAAUAACCUGGCUGCCAAACGAUCACGUGACGCCCGUCGGAUGAAGGAAAAUCAAAUCGCACUUCGAGCUGGUUAUCUGGAGAAAGAGAAUGUUGGUCUUCGUCAAGAAUUAGAAAGAAUGAAGAAAGAAAAUUUAAUUUUAAAGAACAAAUUGUCAAAAUAUGAAGAUGUAUAAGUACCUGAAAGAACCAUUUCUCCGCUGCAUAUUUCAUAAGAAGAAAAGAAGUAGUAUCCGGUCAAAUUAACACUUUUUUCGAAAUCUACUUAUGCCGUGUUCUUUCAGAGGACAAAUCCAAACAUUUGUACAUAAACAUCCACAUUAUGUAGUAAUCAUGUAGUGUUAAGUUUAUUACUUGUAGUCAAACAUUAGUUUUUGUUUUUAGCAUGGUAUUAUCGAAUAUACUUGGUUAAUGUUAUUCUUAGCAUUCAAAAUCAAGCAAUUUGUCUCUAAAAUUAAAAACGAUAUUUUUAAAUAAAAAAAAAAUUAAUUGCAGACACGGUUAUGGUUCCAAAACAUAAAUGAUAUUUAGUUUAAAUAAAGCCUGCUGUGAAACUACCCAAUAGGAAGCUUUGGGAUAGACCCAACUAUCUUGGGUAAUGGAAAACGAUUAGCUGAAUUUUCCCUUUCAACAAAUAAAAACAACCUCAUGACUCAUAUUUCAAAUUGUGUUCAAGUCAAACUGAUUGUUGAUCACUAUAAUUUCAGUACAUUAAAGUAUGAAGUUUUCAAGUACCUAAUAUUAGUAAACUUUGUUUUAACCUAAACUACAUAACCACCUAUUUAUCAUAAAAUAGCCUGUAGUUUUACUAAUUUAUUAAAAUAACUCAUUCUGUUGGUAGAAGAUUUGUUCAAAAUCCGGUUCGAAGCUAACAAACAAAAAUGGCAGAAGAUGGCUAUCUUACUACCAAUUAGAGCGUAAUAAGCAAUGUAAUAAAUUACAAUCCGAAGGACCAUUCGCUAACGCGGGAAUAAAAGCAUUAAAAAAUUUGUGAUUUAAUGACUAACUUUGUACUAUUACUAAAAUGAGAUCUGGUUAACGUUCUUUCAUGAAGUUCUUAUAUUUGAAUCGCCGAAUCACUGUCCAGUUCACACUAGUCCGUGAAACACAAACACAAUAGCCCUUGUACAGUUUAAAGGGCACUAACUAGGACAAAAGGCAAACGAGAAGUGGCUCUCCGACAGAUGCAAAGAAAUAGAAGACGUGGAUAAAAAGUAUGACAGCUUUAAUUUACACAAAAAAAUCAAAGAAAUGACAGGUUCUAGAAAAA